AUGCCCGUUCCCGUCCCUGAGCUUGGUUCUUUCAAUUACGUCGCCGAGACCAAGGAGGAUCUCGAUUGGGCCGACCUUGUAACGCUCGAUCUUAGCACUUACGGAACACCGGAAGGCAACAAGAAGCUCGCCAACGAGCUCAUCGAGGCCGUUCGCCACCACGGCUUCUUCUACGUGAAGAACUUCAACAUCCCCCAAGAGCGCGUCAACCGUCAGUUCUCGCUCGGGAAGCAGUUCUACGAGCUGCCUCUGGAGGAGAAGUUGAAGUAUGUUCCCGAGGGACUUGACAACGGCGCCUUCAACGGCUACGUUCCUGCUGGUCGCCGUAUCCUUGACGCUGCGUCCGGCCUGAAGGACCGCAUCGAAAUCUACAACAUCCCCAAGUUCAACGGCGACUUCAAGCACGAGCACCCUGAGAUCCUCCAGGCGCAUCUCCCCGAGAUCGAAGAAUUCGCCCGCUCGUUGCACAGCGAGGUCCUCGACCCUCUGCAUGUUCUGCUGGCCAUCGCGCUCGAGCUCCCCGAAGACUACUUCACGAACAUCCACAAGUAUGAUGUCAAGAGCGAGGACCACCUCCGGUACAUGAAGUACUCCAAGUACACCCCGGAGGAGAACAAGAAGAUUGGCAGCCAGUGGGUGCAGGGCCACACCGACCUCGGCUCGUGGACGCUGCUGUUCCGCCAGCCCGUCGCCGCGCUCCAGAUCAAGGGCCACGCGACCGGCGAAUGGAAAUGGGUGAAGCCACAGGACGGCACGCUCACCGUGAACGCGUGCGACGCGCUCACGUUCCUCACGGGCGGGUACGUCCGGAGCACGAUCCACCGCGUCGUCUCGCCGCCGAAGGACCAGGAGCACGUCGAUCGCCUCGGCCUGUUGUACUUCUCGAGGCCCCACAACGACGUCCAGCUCACGACGAUCAAGUCCCCCGUGCUCGUGCGCGAGGGCUUCGUCCAAAACGACUUCGAGAAGAGCGGGAACCCGGUCCCCACCAUGGAGGAGUGGACGUUCGCGAAGCAGAAGUGGCAGCGCACGAAGAACAUUGUCCGCGGCGACCCGAAGUACGAGACCGCGCAGAUCCUCCCCGGCUACCAGGAGAAGGUCCACGCGUAG
Molecule: messenger RNA, 1110 nt
Organism: Trametes versicolor FP-101664 SS1
Lineage: Eukaryota; Fungi; Basidiomycota; Agaricomycetes; Polyporales; Polyporaceae
Product: Clavaminate synthase-like protein
Exons: 9
Coding region: 1-1110 (369 amino acids)
Molecular function (GO): dioxygenase activity
Source: RefSeq, a predicted model, not a curated record